Molecule: messenger RNA, 1163 nt
Organism: Ilex paraguariensis (yerba mate)
Lineage: Eukaryota; Viridiplantae; Streptophyta; Magnoliopsida; Aquifoliales; Aquifoliaceae
Source: the annotation of a GenBank genome assembly
AUGUGCCCUAGCAUAUGUGUGCGCAUAAAACCGGUCGACACUAGGGUUUCAUAUGUUAUCCACUCUCUCUCUCCAGCCCCGACCUUCUCUCUCUUGGCCACCACCUCUCAUCUCUCUGUACUCCAGAGCUCACCGAGGCAUUUUUUUUUUCUUCAAAUGGAUGUGCAAAAGCUAAUGAAGAUGGCAAGUGCAGUUCGCACCGGCGGAAAGGGUAGCAUGAGAAGAAAGAAGAAGGCCGUUCACAAGACUACCACCACAGAUGACAAAAGGCUUCAAAGCACCCUGAAGAGAAUAGGGGUGAAUGCCAUACCUGCAAUUGAGGAAGUCAAUAUUUUUAAAGAUGAAGUAGUUAUCCAAUUUGUAAAUCCCAAAGUUCAAGCCUCUAUUGCUGCCAAUACUUGGGUGGUUAGUGGUUCUCCUCAGACAAAGAAAUUGCAAGAUAUCCUUCCGGGAAUUAUUAAUCAGUUGGGGCCUGAUAACUUGGACAACUUGAGGAAACUGGCAGAGCAGUUCCAGAAGCAGCAACCUGGUGCUGCUUCAGGUGCCGGUGCAACCAUGGCGCCAGAAGACGAUGAUGAUGACGUCCCAGAACUAGUUGCUGGCCAGACCUUUGAAGCAGCGGCAGAGGAGGGCCACACUGCUUAGAGUUUUAUAUGGGUUUUGUGCCAUUCCUAUAUUGCCAACGUUUUGAUAUCUAUUGUCUUCUAUGUUUUCGAUUUGAUGUUCCUUUGUGACAUUCUAAAAAAUUAUUACUUCAAUGCUUCGAUAACCAACUUUCUCUCUCCUAUAAGUGAUUGGCAUUUAUACUAGUCUUAUGAGUAGGACACAACUCUGUAGAUGCCAGGUAUCAAAUGAUGCGGCCCAAAGACUGAAGCACCUUGACAGGCCACACUUAAAUAGUUUUGCUCGAGUCCUAAUAUCAUGCUGGAGACAUUUGCCUUCCACAUUGCAUUUAUAGAGUGUUUUUUCCCUUUUCUUUUUAAGAUUCUCUUAGUUCUGGGAGAUUUUGCAAUCGAUCAUAUAAUUCGGAGGUUUUCUUUGAGUUAUAACACUUGGAUUGUCAUUUCAGCAUUGGUAUUGACGGUUUAUGUGUUGUUACGGUUACCAUGUUGACAAUAAUAUUGAAGAUCUGUGAAUUUAUUGUUGUGAUCAUUUGGGCGUUU